AUGGCGAAACUCAAGUUUGCUGGGACAUGGGGAGGCAUAAUAGAGGUAGAACUCGAGAACUGGACUCUAACCAUGUUGAGAGACGAAGUAGCUAAGCGAUCGGGUCUCGAUUCUGAAUCAAUCAAACUAAUUUGCGCCGGAAAAAUCCUCAAAGACAACGGCGAUGAUACUCAGACGCUUGCUCAGUUAGGUAUCAAGGAGAACUCGAAGAUCCUCUCGAGUCGUGGUGCAGCACCCGAAGAAGGCAAGUCUAUCAUGGCUGAGGAAGAAAGGGCAAGACGUCUCUCCCGUGUCAAGUGA
This is a messenger RNA of Thlaspi arvense, 300 nucleotides long. The record is from the annotation of a GenBank genome assembly. Lineage: Eukaryota; Viridiplantae; Streptophyta; Magnoliopsida; Brassicales; Brassicaceae.